Molecule: messenger RNA, 6557 nt
Organism: Haemorhous mexicanus (house finch)
Lineage: Eukaryota; Metazoa; Chordata; Aves; Passeriformes; Fringillidae
Product: nestin-like
Exons: 2
Coding region: 150-2528 (792 amino acids)
Source: RefSeq, a predicted model, not a curated record
GUGCUGGUGGCCAGAGAGCCUUGUGACAUCAGGGAGCCCUGGCCUGGCUGAGGGUGUCUAAGGGGCGCAGAGCCCUGGCGUGCCCAGUCACAGGAGAGCCGCUCUCUGUGCAGGAAGCAGCUCCCUGUGUCUGUCUGCACUGGAGAACAAUGGAAAUUACUGAGAAAAUGAAUAAGGAGAAGGGGAACCCCAACUCCCAGCCUGCCCAAGGCCAACUGUUGAGCAUGCAGGGGAGGAUGAGAGUGAGGGGUGAGGCAGAAAGGAGAGGCCAGUGCAGGGACAGGGCCGCGACCUUUGCCCUGCCAAAGGAGCCAUCUCCAUCCCACGCCUCCUCAUCCUCAUUCUCCUACUACUCCUCGCUGAUGCCCAUCAAGCUGCCACCAGUGCACCUGGGGCAGCCAAAGGUAGGACCCAGAAAGCCCAAACACCUCAAGGUCCCACAGGUGCAGCUCAGGCAGCCACAGGCAGUGCCACAGGACAGCUGGAGCCAGGCCCUGCCCCUCUGUGGGGACAGACUGCCGCCACUGCCACAUCUGCCAGUGCUGUCACCGCUGACACCACUGCCCUGCCAGGUGAGCCCCAGGGAUGCUCAGAGCCGGGGCACAGAGCUGCAGAGCACAGGGGAGAAGAAGCCCCAGCCCUGCAGCCCAAGUGCUUGGCAGCCAUACACCCCCGUGCCCAGGGUGUUCUUGCCCCCACUCUGGGCGGCCCAGGAGGGCACAGCCCGUGUGUCCCCGAGCUGGCAGCUGCUGCCUGUGCUGCCCAUCCCCUCGGGGGCUCGAGCCAUGGAGCGCAGCCUCACAGGCAUGGCGCUGGAAAGACAGAAUAAUGACAACGAGCUGUCUCACGGGGAAAAUGGCAGUGAUAAGGAGCUGUCCCCAAAGAGAGAAUGCAUUGAGUUCUUCCGAGGGGACAGCAAGAGUGACCAGGAGCUGUCCCCGGUUGAAGAUGACAGUGAGCUCUUUCCAGUGGACAGCACAAGCGACCAGGAGCUGUCCCCAGUGGAAGAGGCCAUGGUGGUGGUUUCAGGGGACAGCACAAGCGACCAGGAGCUGUCCCCAGUGGAAGAGGCCAUGGUGGUGGUUUCAGGGGACGGCCCAACUGAUGAAGAGCUGUCCAAAGUGGAAGAAACCGGCGAGGUUGAUCCAGAGGACAGCACAAGUGACCGUGAGCUGUCCAAAUUGGAAGAGGCCAUCAAGCCCUUCCCAGGGGAAAACAGCAAUGAUGAGAAGCUGUCCCCAGUGGAAGGUGACAAUGAAUUCUCUCAAGGGGACAGCAAGAGUUACAAGGAGCUGUCCCUGGGUGAAGAGAAACCUGAGAAAGAGCUGUCCCCAGGGCUGAGUGACAGUGACAAAGAGCUGUCCCAAGGGGUUAACUAUGAGGAUGAGAGGCUUUCCCCAGCAGAUGUCAAACACAAGACAGAGCUGUGGUUUGGGGAAGACUAUGGUGUCUUAGCCAUGUCCCCAUGGGAAGAGAAUGACAACAAACGGCUCUCCCAUUGGGAAGAACAAAAGGAUGAAGAGCUCUGCAGUUGGGAACAAGAGGAGGAUGAAGAGCUCUCCCAUUGGGAAGAACACAAGGAUGAAGAACUCUCCUACUGGGAAGAAUGUGAGGAUGAAGAGCUGACAAGGAGGGCCCUGCUCGGUGGUAUGGACAGCAAUUCAAACUUAUCACCUAAACUCCCAGUGGAGAAAGUGUCAAGGCAUCAGAUGGUGCUGGAAUGGCUGGAAGCCCAUUUCCCCAACAAUUAUGGUGCUGAGGAGGAGGAAGAGAAAGAAGCUGACAGACAACAAGAACUGUCCCAUGUGAAAAAGUGCGAGGAGAAGGUGGAGGCCCACUGGCAGGAGCUGUUGGACUCAGUUUCAGCUCUUGAUUUCAAUGUCAGUGACAAUGUGCAUUCCAAAGGAGUCCCAGUGGUGUCUCAAGGGGACGAAGCCAUCCAGAACAACAUCUGGAACAAACCCUUGGGCUUGGUGGAUGACAAGGACCCCCGGGAAGGACCCAGCUGUUCCAGGCAAGUGGACACAGAGGUGGCAGCAAAGUCAGCCUGUGCUGAUGAGCCCAGUGCCUCUCCUGCCCUGUGGGGUCCCACAGGUGCCAAGCUGGCAGCUGCUGAGGAGGAGGAGCCCCCCAAGCCUCUCGGUCCAGAGGUGACAGAGGCACAGAGCCAGGGCUCUGAGAAACGUCCCUCCCACUUCAGGCGGGCACUGCAGGGGCCGUUCCGGUGUCCCUCUCUGCUGCGGGGGCCGAUCCGGUGUCCCUCUCUGGUGCGGGGGCCGUUCCGGUGUCCCUCUCUGGUGCGGAGGCCGUUCCGGUGUCCCUCUCUGUUGCGGGGGCCGUUCCGGUGUCCCUCUCUGUUGUGGAGGCCGUUCCGGUGUCCCUCUCUGUUGCGGAGGCCGUUCCGGUGUCCCUCUCUGUUGCGGGGGCCGUUCCGGUGUCCCUCUCUGCUGCGGGGGCCGUUCCGGUGUCCCAGUCUGGCGUUGGGGCUGUUCUGGUGUCCCUGCAUGGCGGCACAGCCGGAGGAGUAGCGCCUACACCAGCAGCAGGCCAGGCCUGGAGGUGGAGGCACAGCAGCACUUGGGCGGGACAAACGUCCCGGUUGUGGUUCCUGGAGGUCAGCGCAAGCCAGCACUGCAGGCGCAGGACUCAGGCCAAGAGGUGGCCAUGGACUAAGAGCACAAAGACCCCCAAAGCCACCGACCCUUUUCCAGAAGGGUCUGAAAGAACAGACUGUGCCAGAGGCCCAAUUUGCAUAGAGCUGGAUCAUUGCUGGAACCAGGAGUGACGUCCACUCAUCUGGAACCACGCUGGAUCCAAAGUGACAUCCUGUCAGCUGGAACCAUGCUGAAGCCAGAACUGAUGGCCCACCAGCUGGAACCAUGCUGGAGCCAGGAGUGAUGAUCUCUUUUCCCUUUUCUUUCCUUGUCUUUCUUUCUUCCAGUGUGUCCCUUUUUAAUUCAUCUUUUCCUUUCUCUCUGUCCUUUUACCCUUCCUUUUAUCCCAAACUCACUGCCAUGGGUUUUUAUUGUAGGUCAGGGAUUAAUGUAGCAGUUGUGUAGUAAUAAGGCAAAUUAACAAAAUAUUAAUACAUUGCUAAAAAUAAUGUUGAAGUGUUUGACAAAAGCUUUUGAUUACUUUGUGGAUGCUCUGGCUUUUAUUGUUGCUUUUGUCCUUGAGCAUUUAUGAUUCUUGGGUGCUUCCUUCCCCUUAUGGGUGGGUGAUCACAACACUUUUAUAAAAAAUGCUGCUUUUUCCAAUUGUGCUUGUCUGUGCCUGGUCCGCCUCGAGAGUGAGGCAGGUGCUGGCAGCAUAAAUAGUCAUGGAAUCAUGGAAUACCCUGAGCUGAAGGGACCCCCAGGGAUCCCCCAGUCCCAGACCCCACCAAGCCCAGCCUGGGCAUCCCUGGCAGCGCUGGCCAAAGGCUCCUGGAGCUCUGGCAGCCUCGGGGCCGUGCCCAUUCCCUGGGCAGCCUGGGCAGUGCCAGCACCCUCUGGGGAAGAACCUUGCCCUAAAAUCCAACCUAAACUCCUCCUGGGCCAGCCCCAGGCACUCCCUGGGUGCUGUCCCUGUGCCAGAGCAGAGAUCAGAGCUUAAAGGAAGAGUGACUCAUCUGCAGAUUUCCUGACUCUAUCUCCCUCCAGCACUUCUCAGAAAUGUGACAGCACACAGGUAAACUUUAAAAAGUUAUUCUUGCAUCAUCUGCAUUUAUUCUUGCAUCAUUCACUUGCACAAGCCCAGUCUCAGCUGUGACAUUGCACCAGCUGUGCCACCAAGCUGGAGCAGCACCAGCCCUCACACAGGGGGACACAGUUUAGGGACUCUUGUUUAGUUAUAGCUUGUCUUUAAAUAGAAUUGUUUAACCAGGAGGGACUGAGGAAACAAGACAUUCACAGCAACUGAAGUCAGUUAAAAUUGCGUUAUGGGAAACAGCACUGCCUGAUGCAUACCUGUUACAAAUGCCUUAGAAACCAAAAGGAGCCAUCUUUACAGUACUGAGGAACAGUUAAAUGUGCCAUAAAUGAACAAUACAAAUUGCAUUUUCUUGAAAGAAAGGGUAACUUUAUCUUCUAUUGCCAGACAAUUUUUUAUAAUGCCUUCAUAAUUUUUGGGAUCAUACAAAUUCUACAGACGGUAGAAUUUUUCUCUGGUUUUCUUAAAAGAGAAAAAGAAAAGAAAAUGAAUCCAUACCAUUUGUUUGGAAAAAAGCAAAAUGUGCACUAAAAAGCCAGGCUGAGAUGGGGAAGAGGGAGCAGCACCUCUCAGAGGGUGGGCAGGCCCUGGCACAGGUGCCCAGAGCAGCUGGGGCUGCCCCUGGAUCCCUGGCAGUGCCCAAGGCCAGGCUGGACACUGGGGCUGGAGCAGCCUGGCACAGUGGGAGGUGUCCCUGCCAUGGCAGGGGUGGCACUGGGUGGGAUUUAUGGACCCCCCAGAGCAUCCUGUGAUUCCCUGAAGAGCAGGGCUGGAGACAGGGCCAGGCCCCUGGCCCAGCGCUCAGGUCCCACACCCAGCCUUCUCUUCCUCCUGUGUCACACCACAGUCCCCUUCCCAUGGAGCAGCUCCUGGAGCUGGGAUGGAUUUCCCUGGCCAUCCAUCACCCUUCAGACACCCAGCCACUUCUGGGGGAUGGAGGGAGGGCAGAGCUCCUGCUGCUCACCAAGCCCUGACCUUUCAGCUCUGUCCCUAUUUCUUCUCUCUCCCCCUCUCCUGUGCUCAGGGCAGGGGCAGGAGCUGGACCCAGGGGCUGACGGGGGCUUGGAGGAAGCCCCAGUUCCCUUUGCUUGCACAGCACUGACAGAUGCCAGAACUGGUCCCUAAAUCCAGGGACAGUGACACUUUGGCAGCUCUACAGGCAGCCAAGGAACUGACCCACGGUCACAGCAGAGCCUGUGACAACUCUACCAAGUAAUUAGGGCCGUUUAACAGACUCUCAGUGCAGUUCUUUAUUUUUUUAAUGAGAUCCUAAAUAUAUCCUCCUACAUACAGAAAAAUAAUUUCCUGAGGACACUGCUUCUUUUAAAAUAUUUAAAUUAACAAACAAAACCAGGUGCCUUUAAAUGCAUUUCUGUGAGAUUUACUCGGAAUUUGACAAUGACAAUAGAGCUGUGGUUUUGUACUGUAUGUACAAUAAUAAUAUAUCUAUAUUAUAUCUAGAAGCAUGUACUGCACUCUGGAUACAGCAAUAUGCACGUAGGACAGGAGUGGAGAGGCUGAACAAAGCAAGGGCAGAUGUGGAAUGUAUGCACAGAGCAAACCCUCAAAGCCAUUUCUCCUGGUUCCCAGCUUCUCCCUGUUUCAAGGGCUUUGACUGCUGGAUUUGAAUGAGCUGAGAUCUCACUGUGACAAGCAGAGCACUCUGCAACCAGGCACUGCUGUUGGAGUCAGAGUCUGGAGUUGUCACAUCUCAGUUUUGAAAAUGUAUGUAAGAAAAAACUCCAUUACCCACAAUGUUUCCUACCUCAAUCCUCCUCACACGUAACAAAAAGUGACUGAAUAAUUUUUAAAGGGUAAAAAAAUUGUAAAAUAAGCAUUGAAAAAGUGCCCUCAUAAAAACUCACAUUGAGAAAAUACUGAAUAAUUAAGUGCAUCUAGAAAAACCUGCUGCAGUCACUCAGCUCUUUGGCUCAGUAUCACCUCAGAGCCGGGCUCUGUCUCCCAGGUGCCCAAGUCCCCUCCCCAGCUCUGAGCAGCCUCUCCCAGCUUUCCAGCCUGGCUUUCCAUCAGCUCUGCCCUGGGCAGGCUCUCAGCAUUUCUGAGCCAAGGCCAGCCUGGGGUGGUUUUAUUUUACAGCACUUCCAAGUGCUCAGGCCUUGGCAGGGGCUGCCCAGGGAGCUCUGCAGUGCCCAUCCCUGCAGGUGUCCCCUGGAGGUGGCACUGAGUGCUCUGGGCUGGGCACAAGGUGGCCAUGGGGCUCAGCUGGCACUCCCUGGGCUGGGAGGGCUGUGCCAGCCCCAGGGAUUUGGGGAUUCUGUGUGACUCCAGGAAGCCCAGUUCUGUCUGGGAAGCAGCAGUGCAGAUGUGCCACCGAUCUCCAAGGGCAAUGACACUGUCACCAGGGCAUGGACACAGCCUGUCCUCCAUGCACAGGGACAGGACGAGCUUCUCCCUCAGCACUGGACUGAUUGUGAGGGAUUCAUUGGAUCUCUGUGAGCCCAACUGCAGCCUUUCCUCAUCAAGGUUUGGGUAACCCCUGCUGGCACUGGCAGUGCUCUGCCUCCAGGGGGACAGGGACAUCCCAAGUGAUGGGGCUGGGAAGGUGCUCGUGCUUGUUCUCUCACAAUUCCCCAAAAUGGGGCAAUCCUACAGGCUGCUACAGCACUUCCCUGGAAGGGUCCCAGGUUGGAUGGGGCUGGAGCAGCCUGGGACAGGGGGAGGUGUCCCUGUCCAUGGCAGGGGGGCACUGGCUGGGCUUUGAGGUCCCUUCCAACCCAAACCAUUCUGGGACAGGAUCCCCUGAGUGAAGGGUCCCCCACUUCCAGCCCCAAAUGAGCCUCAGGCAGGUGCAGCUCCUUGGGGCUCCCUCCAAGACCCUGCCCAAGGUUCCUGCAUUCCAGCCACGA